AUGUUUGGUCGCAGCAGGUGCAAAAUACAAUACAUGCUGUGCCUUUUGAUGUUUAUCGUGGCACUUCGGGAAGUUCUCUGCUUGCGGUGCUACAACUGCAUGAAUGUCUGGAUGAAAGAAAAGGUCACCCACAAGGAUGGCUCAAUAUCCUGGGGCAGCACACGAGAGAGCAAUCCGGACUGCGGAAAAGGUCGCGAUCAGAAAUACGUUCAAUGUGACGAAACAUAUGGACCUUACAAGCAGUACUGCGCGACUUCCGUUCUGAUCCAAUAUCACGACCAAAUAGCCAUAUUAAAAAAAAUUCGACGAAACUGUCCGACUCGCUCUGUUCGUGAUAAGUGGAUGUACAAUCUUCAUGCACGAAACGGGUGCACUCCAUUCCGCACUCAUCAGGUCAUGGAAGGCACCCACCAACCUGCGCACAACUUGACAAUUUCCAUCAAAGAGCGUUAUUGUUUCUGCCCAAGCGACUACUGCAAUGCUGCAUCCAAAGAUCAACUAGCUGAUUAG
Paramacrobiotus metropolitanus is the source of this 510-nucleotide messenger RNA. RefSeq lists its product as uncharacterized. The record is from RefSeq and is a predicted model, not a curated record. NCBI's taxonomy places the organism in Eukaryota, Metazoa, Tardigrada, Eutardigrada, Parachela, Macrobiotidae. Bases 1 to 510 code for a protein of 169 amino acids. The transcript is spliced from 3 exons.